Pistacia vera is the source of this 459-nucleotide messenger RNA. RefSeq lists its product as uncharacterized. NCBI's taxonomy places the organism in Eukaryota, Viridiplantae, Streptophyta, Magnoliopsida, Sapindales, Anacardiaceae. Bases 1 to 459 code for a protein of 152 amino acids. The transcript is spliced from 3 exons. The record is from RefSeq and is a predicted model, not a curated record.
AUGGAUAUUAUUACAGAUGCAGACCUUUCUGGUGCCAAACCUGCUACAACUCCUUUACCUAAAGGCUUCAAGUUUUGUUCUACUGAGGAUACUUUAUUUGCUAAUCCUGAUCAAUAUCACAGAUUGGUUGGCAGACUUCUUUAUCUUGGCUUCACCCGACCUGAUCUUGCUUAUGCAGUUCAGCAGCUCAGUCAACAUGUUCAACAUCCCUGCACUCAUCAUUGGGAAGCUACUGUUCAUGUUCUUCAUUACUUGAAGGGUUAUCCUUCCAAAGAUUGGGCUUCUUGUCCAACUACUAGAAAGUUUUUAACUGGUUAUUGUGUUUAUCUUGGUUCUUCUCUCAUCUCUUGGAAAACCAAGAAACAGACCACUGUCUCCAGUUCUUCUGCUGAAGCUGGAUAUCGCAGCCUUGCCUCUACUGACUGCAGACUGAGGCAGUAUUGGCAGUUGGCAAGUUAG